AUGGGGGAAUACAAGUGGAAUUCGCCGAGAGCUAUCUUCAUCUACGAUACUGUCCUAUGGUGUCUGUCAGUCCUCGUUGACCUCUUCUUCCGUCAAGUGCAAACACGCGGUUCCUUCAAAGUCCCUCGACGUGGUCCGAUCAUCUUCGUCGCAGCGCCUCAUGCCAAUCAAUUCGUCGACCCACUCCUUCUCAUGCGACAAGUUCGUCUGGAAGCAUCGCGUAGAGUCAACUUCUUGGUCGCGGCCAAGUCGAUGCAGCGCAAGUUCAUCGGAGCCGUGUCUAGGGCGGUAGGAGGAAUUCCGGUCGGGCGUGCUCAAGAUCUCGCGAAGCCUGCUACUGGAACAAUUCGCAUGCCCAACCUGUCGCAGCCGAACAUGUUUGAAGGUAUUGGUACCAAGUUCACUGAGGAGUUGAAGCCAGGAUACACGUUUUUCCUGCCCCAAGACGGUGGUUCGGCUGAAGUGGUCUCGAUUGAGUCGGAUACGGAAUGUACGUUGAAGCGUGAUUUCAAGGAUGAGAAGGGAUUACAGCUGUUGGCGAAGAAGGAGGGCACGAAGUACAAGGUCGCACCAAAGGUGGAUCAGACAGAGGUGUAUAAUGCGGUGUUUGACAGACUGAACGAGGGUGGAUGUGUUGGAAUCUUUCCAGAGGGAGGAAGUCACGAUAGGUCAGACUUGUUGCCGUUGAAAGCUGGUGUCGCGAUCAUGGCCCUUGGCGCCAUUGCGAAGAACCCUGGUUGUGAUGUCAAGAUCAUUCCUUGUGGUAUGAACUACUUCCACGCGCACAAGUUCCGCUCCAGGGCUGUGAUUGAAUUUGGUUCGCCAUUGAGUGUUGACCCUGAGCUCGUCGAGAUGUACAAGACCGGAGACAAGCGUGAAGCUGUCAAGAAGCUCCUGGAUCAGAUCUACAAUGCUCUGCAGGCCGUCACUGUUCUGAGUCCCGACUAUGAUACGCUCAUGGUCGUUCAAGCUGCUCGCCGUCUUUACAAGCCGUCGCACAAGAAGCUUCCUCUCGCCAAGGUCGUCGACCUCAACCGUCGCUUCAUUGCCGGCUACACUCACUUCAAGGAUGAUCCCCGUGUUCAGCAUCUUCGCAAGGGUGUUCUCGAUUACAACCGUCAGCUUUCUCUUCUCGGUAUCCGUGAUCAUCAAGUCCAAAACGCUCGGUAUCAUUUUCUCGUCGUCCUGUGCAUGAUGAUCUACCGCAUUAUCAAGCUCAUCGUCCUUACUGUUGGUGCUUUGCCAGGCUUCGUUCUCUUCGCUCCCGUCUUCAUCGCCACCAAGGUCAUCUCCAAGAAGAAGGCCAAGGAGGCAUUGGAGGCUUCGACUGUCAAGAUUCAGGGUCGCGAUGUUUUGGCUACUUGGAAGUUGUUGGUAUCGUUGGGACUUGCACCCAUCCUCUACACGUGGUACUCUUUCUUGGCAACCUACAUCACCUACAAGUAUGACCUUCUACCAGCCUUCCUCAGCAGGUUCAUCUGGCUGGUUCCUGUCAUCUCGAUGUUCGUCUUGCCUAACGUUUCUUACGCUUCGCUUCGAUUCGGUGAAAGUGGUAUGGACAUCUUCAAGUCUCUUCGCCCUCUUUUCCUUUUACUGCUCCCAGGAUCAGCGAAUACGGUCAAUCGUCUUCGUGAACGUCGUGAGGCGCUUGCAUUUGAGUUGACCGAGCUGAUCAACACGCUCGGUCCCGAGAUUUUCCCCGACUUCAACGCCAACAGGAUUGUAUCCACUCCUGACCUUGACUACCGUUCUAGCGAAUUCCGUGCUCGUUCCCGUUCGAGGUCAAGGAGCAGGUCUGGUGAUGAAUCCCCCUCCUCCACACCAGGCAGCCCAGUCACCCGUAACGCCUCUUUCGCCAACCUUGGCGAUGUACCGCUCUUCCCUACCAUUCCUCGUCCUCGCUCAAGAUCAAGGGGGCUUUCUGGAGGUCUCGGCAAAAUGAGCCAGAUCAUCACGACCAGCGACGACAAGGGUAUCGGAGAGCAGAACGGAGAAACCAUCGCAGACAUCGCCAAGAAAAUUCGCGGAGCAUUCUCCGAAAGAAGAAGGAAGAAGGCUGAAAGCCGUGGCUCUGAAUGGAGCGGGGUCACGAGUGGAGCCGAAACUCCGGCUGAUGAGGCGAAAAAGACCAUCUGA
Molecule: messenger RNA, 2136 nt
Organism: Saitoella complicata NRRL Y-17804
Lineage: Eukaryota; Fungi; Ascomycota; Saitoellomycetes; Saitoellales; Saitoellaceae
Exons: 2
Coding region: 1-2136 (711 amino acids)
Biological process (GO): phospholipid biosynthetic process
Cellular component (GO): endoplasmic reticulum membrane
Molecular function (GO): glycerol-3-phosphate O-acyltransferase activity; glycerone-phosphate O-acyltransferase activity
Source: RefSeq, a predicted model, not a curated record